AUGUCUUUAACCUCCUCAAUUCCGAUCUACGACAUCAUAAUAUCGGGCGCUGGGCCUGUUGGCCUCCUUCUCGCCACAGAACUUAAACUUCAAGCCCCCGAUGCUCGGGUCCUAGUUUUGGAGCGCAGAAUUUCACCCGAUACAGCGAUAAAGGCAGCUGGCAUCAACACUGCUUCGCUUGAAAUGCUCGAGCGCCGUGGUCUUCUCCCUGCCAUUCAGUCCACGAGAGCUUCAUUCAAUGCUGAUAAAAACAAGGGUACUCGGGAAUGGAAGUUGCCUUUUCCGAGGUCUGUUGGCCAUUUUGGUGGCAUCCCUGUUCCUGCUGGUCCUGUUGAUAAGGAGGAUGCUUUGUUACGUGGAAGGGGGGAGCAGGGGUGGUAUACGCCAUUGCCGCAAGUUGACCUGGAGAAUGUUCUGUAUCAGCGGGGGCGGGAGUUGGGUGUGGAAGUUUGGAGAGAUGUUGAGGUUACGGGACUCAAGGCAAAUGAGUCUGGCGUGACUAUGGAAAUUGAAGGAGAGGGAACAAAAGGAACAUGCGGAGUGCGUGGACACUGGCUUAUCGGCUGUGAUGGAGGACAUAGUCUUGUGCGCCGUCUAGCAGGUUUUGACUUUCUAGGCACAGAUCCGAAGAUCACGGGCCGGGCAGCUAUUGUCGAGAUUGAGGGUGCUGAGCAUUUGGGGGAAGGAUGGCAGUGUACACCACAGGGAGUUUAUGUGUUCACCAACGCACAGGGACUGGGGCAAGUGCGCACGAUUGAGUUUGAUGGUCCACCUGCGGACAAGUAUGCACCGGUAACAGCCGAGGAGAUGGAGGAUAGUUUGCGGCGGGUUACUGGUUCUGAAGGUAUUCGCAUCUCGAAAGUCAAUGGAGGCACGCGGUUUACAGACAAUGCACGCCAAACGAGUACCUACCGGCGUGGAAGGGUGUUUCUCUGUGGAGAUGCGGCGCAUGUGCACGCGCCGUUUAGUGGACAAGGAUUGAAUCUGGGUCUUGGGGAUGCUGUCAAUUUGGGCUGGAAGCUUGGUGCGGUAGUGCAAGGGUGGGGAACUGAGGAUCUUCUCGAUACCUAUACCAGCGAACGACAUCCCAUUGGUGUGCGAGUCUUGGAUUGGACUCGAGCACAGACUGCUGUCAUGCGUGGUGAUCCUGAUGGCUCAGCGUUAAGGGGUGUUGUGAGCGAUUUUCUGGGAACGAAGGAUGGAGCGACGCAUUAUGUAAAGCAGGUAUCUGGAUUGUGGCAGCAUUAUGAUCUGGGUGAUGGACAUCCACUCGUUGGUAUGACAAUGCCUAAUAUUCAGUUGCAUGACGGUAGUCGCCUUGCAGAUCAUGCCCAUGAAGGUCACAGUCUACUGGUCGAUCUUGGGGGGAACGACAGUGCUGCGGGCCUAGUUAAGAGAUAUGCUGGGCGUCUGAAGUUGAUCCGAGGAAGGUCGACUAUUGCUGCGGUUGAAUGUCUGCUGGUGCGCCCCGAUGGCUUCGUGGCUUGGGCUGCUAGCAACGGCGUAUUUGAUAUUAGGGAAGUCGAGGCUGCCCUAAUUCGAUGGUUAGGUAGCGAUAAUCACCAUCAAAAUCCCUGA
Molecule: messenger RNA, 1578 nt
Organism: Penicillium pulvis
Lineage: Eukaryota; Fungi; Ascomycota; Eurotiomycetes; Eurotiales; Aspergillaceae
Exons: 1
Coding region: 1-1578 (525 amino acids)
Molecular function (GO): FAD binding
Source: RefSeq, a predicted model, not a curated record